CUCCUCUACAGUCAUGGCUGAAGGCGAGGAAGGAGAGGAUGAAAUCCAGUUUUUAAGAACUGACGAUGAAGUGGUGCUGCAGUGUGUCGCCAGCAUCCAGAAGGAGAAUCGUAAGUUCUGCCUGGCAGCUAAGGGACUCGGUAAUCGGCUAUGCUUCCUAGAACCCACCUCAGAGGCAAAAUAUGUACCCCCAGACCUGUGCAUCUGUAACUUUGUGCUAGAGCGGUCCCUCUCUGUGCGGGCCCUGCAGGAGAUGCUGGCCAGCACAGGAUACAGCAGUGAAGGGGGGGCACAAGGGAGAGGACACCGGACACUGCUGUAUGGUCACGCCAUCCUCCUCCGGCAUUCUUUCAGUGGAAUGUACCUGACCUGUUUGAAGACAUCACGGUCUCACAUGGACAAGUUGUCCUUUGAUGUUGGACUCAGAUUGCACCUUUCAUCUGACUCCUCCCCCCUUGUAGGUGAGGCUUGUUGGUGGACCAUUCACCCUGCCUCCAAGCAGAGGUCAGAGGGCGAGAAAGUGCGAAUUGGAGAUGACCUCAUCCUGGUGAGCGUGUUCUCAGAGAGGUACCUGCACCUGUCCAUCUCCAAUGGACAUAUCCAAGUCGAUGCCUCGUUUGUGCAGACGCUGUGGAAUGUCCAUCCCACCUGCUCUGGCAGUAACGUGGCUGUGGGAUACCUGCUUGGUGGUCAUGUGAUGCGACUCUUUCACGGUCACGAUGAGAUCCUCACCAUCCCAGGCGCAGACCAGAGUGAGGAGCAGCAAAGAAUGGUGAACUAUGAGACUGGUAAAGGGGGAGCGAGAGCCAGGUCUCUCUGGAGGCUGGAGCCGCUCAGGAUCAGUUGGAGCGGGAGCCACAUUCGCUGGGGGCAGCCCUUCCGCCUUCACCACCUCACCACAGGGCACUACCUGGGACUGAUGGAGGACCAGGGGCUUGUCCUGCAGGACCAAGAGAAAUCUGACACUGCCUCUACCGCAUUCUGCUUCAGAGCCUCAAAGGAAAAGCUGGAGUCCACUCCAAAGCGUGAUGUUGAUGGCAUGGGUGUGGCUGAGAUUAAGUAUGGGGAUUCCAUCUGCUUCAUCAUGCAUGUGGCCACGGGGCUGUGGUUGUCCUAUCAGGCACCUGAUGUAAAAUCGUCCCGUCUAGGCCCUCUAAAGAGACGGGCCUGUCUGCACACAGAAGGACACAUGGACGAUGGGCUGACUCUGCAACGCUGUCAGUAUGAGGAGUCUCGGACAGCGCGGAUCAUCCGCAACACCAUCAGACUCUUCAGCAACUUCAUCAGCCUAGGUGAGGUGGGCUCUGCUCCAGUGGAGCUGCCAUUUGGGGAGGUCCUGCAGACUCUGAAUGACCUCAUCACUUACUUUGAGCUGCCGGGGGCGGAACUUAAACACGAGGAGAAACAGAGCAUGCUCCGCUCACUCACCAAACGGCAGGACCUCUUCAAAGAGGAAGGGAUGCUGACUUUGCUGUCCAAGUGUAUUGACCGUCUGAACGUGUACAACAGUGCCGCGCACUUCCGGGAACACGCGGGUGAGGAGGGAGUGUCUGCUUGCAAGAGCAUCCUCAAUCUGCUGUACGAGCUGCUGGCUGCCCUGAUCCGCGGUAACAGGAACAACUGCACCCAGUUCUCCCACAACCUGGACUGGCUGAUCAGCAAGCUGGAGAGGCUGGAAUCAUCUUCAGGGAUUCUUGAGGUACUCCACUGCAUCCUGAUUGAGAGCCCUGAGGCACUGAACAUCAUUCAGAAAGGCCACAUUAAGUCCAUCAUCUCCCUGCUUUACAAGCAUGGACGCAAUCACAAGAUUCUGGAUGUGUUAUGCUCCCUCUGUAUUUGCAAUGGAGUCGCCGUAAGAGCCAAUCAGAACCUCAUCUGCGAGCACCUGCUCCCUAAGAGGGACCUACUCCUUCAGACACGUUUGGUUAAUGAUGUCCAAAGCAUAAGGCCCAAUCUUUUCCUCGGUGUGUGUGAGGACUCAGCACAGUAUAAGAGGUGGUACUUUGAGCUGAUGAUCGAUCAGAUGGAUCACUUUGUGACAAGCGAGCCCACCCACCUACGUGUGGGCUGGGCCACCACCAAAGGGUAUGCCCCCUACCACGGCGGGGGUGAGGGGUGGGGGGCCAAUGGCAUCGGGGAUGACCUCUACUCAUACAGCUUUGACGGGCUACACCUUUGGUCAGGGCGGGUCCCCCGGGCAGUGGCCUCCAUCAAUCAGCAUCUGCUGACCUCAGAUGAUGUGGUGAGCUGCUGCCUGGACCUGGGCGCCCCCAGCAUCUCCUUCCGCAUCAAUGGACAGCCAGUGCAGGGCAUGUUUGAGAACUUCAAUACUGAUGGACUCUUCUUCCCUGUCGUCAGCUUCUCUGCUGGGGUCAAAGUUCGUUUCCUACUGGGUGGUCGCCAUGGGGACUUCAGGUUCCUUCCGCCAGCGGGGUAUGUGCCGUGCUACGAGGCCCUCUUGCCAAAGGAGCGCAUGAGGCUAGAGCCCGUGAAUGACUACAAGCGCGACCUGGAUGGGGUGCGAGAUCUGCUGGGCACCACAGAGCUGCUGUCCCAGUCCUCCUUCACCCCCAAACCUGUGGACACCAGCCAGAUUGUCAUGUCUCCACACCUGGAGGAUGUCCGGGGCAAACUAGCAGAGAACAUUCACGAGCUCUGGGGCAUGAAUAAAAUUGAACUGGGCUGGACUUACGGAAAGAUACGGGAUGACAACAAGAGACAGCACCCCUGCCUGGUGGAAUUCUCCAAGCUGCCUGAAACUGAGAAGAAUUAUAACAUUCAGAUGUCCACAGAAACUUUGAAGACCUUGCUGGCACUGGGUUGCCAUGUUUUACAAGUCAAUGCUAAUGCAGAUGGGGAUCUGAAAAAAAUGAAACUUUCCAAGAAUUACGUGAUGUCAAAUGGUUAUAAGCCCACACCACUGGAGCUCUCUGAAGUCAAGCUGACUGCAGCACAGGAAGUCCUGGUGGAUAAACUGGCAGAGAAUGCCCACAAUGUUUGGGCCAAAGACAGAAUCAAGCAAGGAUGGACCUAUGGCAUUCUCCAGGAUCUGAAGAGCAGGCGCAAUCCUCGUUUGGUUCCCUACACUUUACUGGAUGAGCGUACAAAGAGGUCGAACAGAGACAGCCUUCGCGAGGCAAUCCGAACCUUGGUUGGAUACGGAUACAACAUUGAUCCUCCAGAUCAAGAGAGCAGCCAAGUCGUGGAGAGGCAGAGCAUUUAUAACAUCCGCUUCUUCCGCGUGGAGCAGACAUAUGCAGUGAAAACAGGGAAGUGGUACUUUGAGUUUGAAGCCCUGACAGGUGGGGAUAUGCGUGUGGGUUGGGCACGACCAGGCUGCAGGCCUGACAUCGAGCUGGGAAUGGAUGACCAGGCCUAUGUGUUUGAUGGCUACAGGGGGCGCCGCUUGCACAUGGGGAGCAAUUUCUUCGGCCACAUCUGGCAAAAGGGUGACGUGGUGGGGUGCAUGAUCAACAUGGAGGACAAGUCUAUGAUCUUCACCCUGAAUGGAGAGAUCCUCAUCACCAACAAAGGCUCUGAGCUCUGCUUUACUGACUUCCAGACUAAGGAUGGCUUCAUUCCUGUGUGCAGUCUGGGCCUGUCACAGGUCGGCCGCAUGAACCUGGGGAAGGAUGCCAGCACCUUCAAGUACUACACCAUGUGUGGGCUUCAGGAGGGCUUCGAGCCCUUCGCUGUCAACAUGAACCGGGAAGUUACCAUGUGGUUCAGCAAGCAGCUUCCAACCUUUGUGAACGUUCCAAAAGACCACAACCACAUUGAGGUGACAAGAAUCGAUGGGAGUGUGGACAAUCCACCGUCUCUGAAGGUCACCCACAAAACCUUCGGGACGCAGAACAGCAAUGCUGACAUGGUGUUCUGUCGGCUCAGCAUGCCAGUGGAGUUCCAGUCCGUCCUGACUAACACCGCCCAUGUGAGCGCAUUCUACGGGGAGCAGAAACCCAAACACAGGUCUGAGUGCUCGACACACACACCUCACUACUAUUCUGUGCGACUGUUUGCGGGCCAAGACCCAUCCUCUGUCUGGGUGGGAUGGGUCACCCCUGACUACCACUACUACAGCAAGAACUUCAAUCUCAGCAAGACCUGCACUGUCACUGUUACCCUGGGAGAUGAGCAUGGGCUCGUCCACGAGAGUGUGAAGAGGAGUAAUUGCUACAUGGUAUGGGGUGGAGACAUCACUAGCUCCUCCCUCCUCUCCACCCACAGUGAUACAGAAUUAGAAAUUGGUUGCCUGAUCAACCUGGCCACUGGCCUUGUGUCCUUCACUGCUAAUGGCAAGGAGCUGGAGACCAUCUACCAGGUGGAGCCCAACACAAAGCUCUUCCCUGCAGUGUUCGUUCGGCCCACCAGUCCCAGACUGUUCCAGUUUGAGUUUGCUAAAAUAAAGGACGCCAUGCCCCUGUCUUCGGCCAUCUUUAAGAGUGAGCACCAGAACCCAGUACCACAGUGCCCGCCACGGCUGGGUGUGCAGACACUGGUGUCGGUGGUGUGGAGCCGCAUGCCCAACACCUUCCUUAAGGUGGAGACGGCACGCGUCAGCGAGAGGCACGGCUGGGUGGUGCAGUGCCUGGAGCCACUGCAGAUAAUGGCAGUGCACAUUCCCGAGGAGAGCAGGUGUGUGGAUGUGCUGGAGUUGUCCGAGCAGGAGGACCUGAGAAAGUUCCACUACCACAUGCUCAAGCUGUACUGUGCCCUGUGCGCCAUGGGAAACAUGCAUGUGGCCCAUGCCUUGUGCAGCCACCUGGACCAAUCCCAGCUGCUGUACACCAUCGACAACCAGUACCUGUCAGGCAUGCUCCGUGAGGGCUUCUAUGAUGUGCUCAUGGCCAUCCACCUGGAGACAGCCAAGAACGCCUGCCUCAUGAUGAACAAUGAGUUCAUUGUCCCAGUGACGGGCGAGACAGGCAGCAUCCACCUCUUCCCUGACGAGUCCAAGACCCACUCCCUUCCAGGGGUGGGGCUCAGCACCUCACUCAGGCCCUGCCUCCACUUCUCUCCACCCUGCUUCGUGACCACCAAGCAGGAGGCUCACCUCUACAGCCCUGAGAUCCCACUGGACGUGCUGAAGGAGAAGGCCAUCAGCAUGUUGACAGAGGCAGUGCAGGGUGGUGGCUACCACAUCCGCGACCCGGUGGGCGGGAGCGCCGAGUACCAGUUUGUGCCCAUCCUGAAGCUGAUUGGCACACUGCUCAUCAUGGGCACACUCAACAGUGAGGACGUGCGACAGGUGCUGCUGCUCAUCGAGCCCCACGUCUUUGGUGAGCACAAAGAGGAGGGUGAGCUGGCCGAGAAUGAGGAGGUGACCAGCAAUGAAGAAAAGGCAAUGGAGGCAGGGGAGGAGGAUGUGAAGGAGGCCAGGCAGCAUGUGAAGGGCCUGUUGGAGAAGAGACUACCUGAGUCCGUCAAACGCCAAAUAUGUGAGCUGCUGCACUAUUUCUGCGACUGUGAGCUGAGGCACCACGUGGAGGCCAUUGUAUCCUUCUCUGACAGCUUUGUGUCGAAGCUGCAGUUCAACCAGAAGUUCCGAUACAAUGAGCUGAUGCAGGCACUCAACAUGUCUGCUGCCGUCACUGCCAGGAAGACUAAGGAGUUCCGCUCCCCUCCACAGGAACAGAUCAACAUGCUGCUGAAUUUUGACAUGGGAGAAGACUGCCCUUGCCCAGAAGACAUACGAGAGGAUCUGUACAACUUCCACGAUGAGCUACGCCUUCACUGUGGAAUCCCAGUGGAACAGGAGGAGGAGGAGCAGGACAACUCUUUGAAAGGCCGGCUGAUGGCCCUGGUAUACAAGAUCAAAGGUCAUCCACAGAAAACAGAGGAGAAGCCGACAGAGAAAGAGCAGGCUGCUCCCAAAACCUUGAAGGAGCUGAUCUCACAGACGAUGGUGAGCUGGGCACAGGAGCGGCAGGUGCAGGACCCGGAGCUGGUGCGGGUGAUGUUUAGCCUACUGCGGAGGCAGUACGACAGUGUGGGUGAGCUGCUGCGAGCCAUGAAGAAGACCUACACCAUCAGUGCCACCUUCAUGCAGGACACCAUCCACCUGCUGGCCUCCCUCGGCCAGAUCCGCUCCCUGCUCAGUGUGCGCAUGGGCAAGAAGGAGGAGCAGCUCAUGAUCGAUGGCCUGGGUGACAUCAUGAACAAUAAGGUGUUUUAUCAGCACCCCAACCUGAUGCGGGUUCUGGGCAUGCACGAGACAGUGAUGGAGGUGAUGGUGAAUGUACUCAAAGGAGACAAGUCUCAGAUCUCUUUUCCCAAAAUGGUGGCAAGCUGCUGCCGGUUCUUGUGCUACUUUUGCUGCAUUAGUCGGCAGAACCAGAAGGCGAUGUUUGACCAUCUGAGCUACCUCCUGGAGAACAGCAGUGUGGGACUAGCUUCUCCAGCUAUGAGGGGCUCUACACCUCUGGAUGUGGCUGCUUCAUCUGUCAUGGACAACAAUGGACUUGCCCUGGAACUGGAAGAACCUGACUUGGAAAAGGUGGUAACCUACCUGGCUGGCUGUGGGCUCCAGAGCUGCCCCAUGCUCGUGGCCAAAGGAUACCCCGACAUUGGCUGGAACCCCAUUGAAGGGGAGCGCUACCUGUCCUUCCUGCGUUUCGCUGUAUUUGUCAAUGGAGAGAGUGUGGAGGAGAACUCGAGUGUGGUGGUGAAGCUUUUGAUCCGACAUCCUGAAUGCUUUGGGCCAGCACUGCGGGGUGAGGGAGGGAAUGGUCUACUGGCCGCCAUGAACGAGGCUAUCCGGAUCUCACAGGACCCCGCCCUCGACUUGCCCAGCGCCACCCAGCAGCUCAGCUCCAGCGGCUCUUCUGAGGAUGAGAAAGAGGAGGAACUGGUGCACACCGGCAAUGCCAUCAUGUCUUUUUACUCUGCCCUCAUCGACCUGCUUGGACGCUGUGCCCCCGAGUUGCAUCUCAUAAACAAAGGCAAAGGGGAGGCCCUUCGAAUUCGUGCCAUCCUGCGUUCACUGGUGCCCAUCAAGGACCUUGUAGGCAUCAUCAGCUUACCACUCACAAUGCCAGUAGUUAAUCGAGAUGGCACAGUGAUAGAGCCUGACAUGUCAGCCAUUUUCUGCCCAGACCACAAGGCCCCCAUGGUACUGUUUCUGGACCGUGUAUAUGGUGUGGAGGACCAGGGCUUCCUGCUCCAUCUGCUGGAGGUGGGGUUCCUGCCAGACCUGCAGGCCUCUGCCUCUCUGGACACGGAGACACUGAGCACCACAGAGACAGCCCUGGCCAUGAACAGAUACAUUGGCUCAGCCGUGCUGCCACUGCUGACUCGCUGCGCCGGCCAGUUUGCCAGGACUGAGCACUACGCUGCACUCAUUGACUCUAUCCUGCAUACCAUCUACCGGCUGUCCAAGGGUUGCUCACUCACCAAGGCCCAGCGCGAUGCCAUCGAGGAGUGCCUGCUGGCCAUCUGCAAGCACCUGCGACCCUCUAUGCUGCAGCAGCUCCUUUGGCGUCUGGUCUUUGAUGUGCCCCAGCUAACAGAGCACUGCAAGAUGCCCCUGAAGCUUUUGACCAGUCACUAUGAGCAAGACUGGAAGUACUACUGCAUUCCCUCAGGGUUGGGAAGCUACGGAGUGGCGUCAGAGGAGGAGCUGCACCUCACCAAAAAGCUCUUUUGGGGUAUCUUCAACUCGCUCUCUCAGAAGAAGUAUGACCCUGACCUUUUCAAGGUAACCAUUCCCUGCUUGAGUGCCCUGGCAGGUGCUCUUCCCCCAGACUACAUUGAUACUUCCAUCAGCACUGUCCAGCAGAAGCUUGACUCUCUGGACUCCAAGGGAAACUUUGACCCCAAGCCCAUCAGCACUGCCAAAAUUUCCCUUCCAGAAAAACUUGAUUUAAUUGCCAGAAAAUAUGCAGAGCAUUCCCAUGGCAAGUGGUCUUCAGAGAAGGCAGCCUUGGGCUGGAGGCUUGGGGAAAUCUUGGGUGAGAAAGAUAGAAGUCACCCUCUGCUGAAGCCCUACAGUUGCCUGACUGAGAAGGAGAGAGAGACCUACCGCUGGCCAGUGAAGGAGUCCCUGAAGAGCAUGCUGGCUAUGGGCUGGAACAUUGAGAGGACCAAAGAGGGCGAAGCCAUGGUCCAGCAACAAGAGAAUGAAAAACAGCACAAGACAUCCCAAGGCUCACAGACAAAUGGAUGCAGCCCAGAUCCAUUUGAUAUGAGCUGUGUGCUUUUGUCCAAAGAGUUACAGGGGAUGGUUGAAGUUGUAGCUGAAAACUACCACAACAUUUGGGCAAAGAAGAAGAUGAUGGAAUUGAGCAACAAAGGAGGUGGGACCCAUCCUUUGCUUGUUCCUUACGACACCCUGACUGCCAAGGAGAAGCUCCGCGACCGUGAAAAAGCCCAGGACAUUUUCCAUUUCCUGCUGAUAAAUGGUUACACUGUCACCAGAGGCUUGAAGGAUAUGGAGCAGAGUUCAUUUUCCAUGGAGAAGAGGUUUGCCUACAAAUUCCUGAAGAAGCUGCUGGAAUAUGUGGACUCUGCGCAGGAGUUUAUAGCUCACCUGGAGGCCAUGGCCACCAGUGGAAAGAUAGACAAGUCUCCUCACGAUCAAGAGAUCAAGUUCUUUGCCAAGGUCCUCCUGCCCCUGAUUGACCAGUACUUUAAGAACCACUCCCUCUACUUCCUGUCCUCUCCCAGCAAGAACCUGAGCAGCAGUGGCUAUGCCUCCAAUAAAGAGAAGGAGAUGGUCACCAGUCUGUUCUGUAAACUGGCAGCUCUUGUCAGGCACAGGAUUUCCCUCUUUGGGAGUGACUCCAUUACCAUGGUGAGCUGUCUCCACAUCCUGGCUCACACUCUGGACACCAGGACGGUGAUGAAGUCAGGCUCGGAGCUGGUGAAGGCAGGUCUGUGGACCCUCUUUGAGAAUGCAGCUGAGGAUCUGGAGAAAACACUGGAGAACCUGAAGCUGGGGAAAUUCACACACUCGCGCAGCCAAAUGAAGGGCGUGUCACAGAACAUCACUUACACCACGGUGGCCCUGCUACCCAUCCUCACUGCCCUGUUCCAGCACAUCACCCAGUAUCAGUUUGGGGUGGACCUGCUGUUGGAUGACAUCUAGUUGUCCUGUUAUCGUAUCCUGACCAGUCUCUACUCACUGGGAACAGGCAAGACCAUAUACAUUGAGAGACUGCUCCCUGCUCUGGGCGAGUGUUUGGCCACACUGGUAGGAGCCAUGCCUGUGGCCUUUCUGGAACCGCACCUGAAUAUACACAACCCCCGGUCUGUGUUCAACACCAAGACCCCACGAGGGCCAGUGAUCCUGAGCAUGCCGGACACAGUGCAGGAGAUGUGCACUGACAUACCACGUCUGGAUGGACUGAUAAAGGAUAUCAAUGACGUGACAGAAUCGGGGGUGCGCUACUCCGAGAUGCCUCAUGUCAUCGAGGUGGUCCUGCCCAUGCUCUGCAGCUACCUGUCUUACUGGUGGACUAAGGGGCCUGAGGGCAUGGCCCAGAGUGGGACCCCCUGUUGCACCACUGUCACCUCCGAACAGCUGAGCCUCAUCCUGGGGAACAUCCUCAGAAUCCUCAACAGCAACCUGGGCAUCGACCAGGCCCCCUGGAUGAAGAGGAUCGCUGUCUAUGCACAGCCCAUCAUCAGCAAGGCACGUGUAGAUCUGCUGAAGACCCACUUCCUGCCCACGCUGGAGAAGCUGAAGAAGAAGACGGUGAAGGUGGUGGCCGAGGAGGAGCUGCUGAAGGCUGACAGCAAGGCCGACACCCACGAGGCAGAGCUGCUGGUCCUGGACGAGUGCCGGGACCUCUAUGCCUUCUACCCCAUGCUCAUCCACUACGUCGACAUCAACAGGUCACGCUGGCUGAAGGAGCCGGACUCUGACUCCAGCAAGCUUUUCAAGAUGGUGGCGGAUAGCUUCAUCCUCUGGUGUAAAUCACAUAACUUUAAAAGGGAAGAACAAAACUUUGUGGUUCAAAAUGAAAUCAACAACCUGUCCUUCCUGACCGGUGAAAGCAAGACCAAGAUGUCAAAGUCUGGAGGCCAGGAUAAUGAGAGGAGACACAAGAGGAGACGAGGUGAUUUCUACUCUGUCCAGACCUCCCUUAUCUUGGCAGCACUGAAGAAGAUGCUGCCCAUUGGGCUGAACAUGUGCACCCCAGGUGACCAGGAGCUCAUCUCCCUAGCCAAGAUCCGCUAUGGCCUGAAAGACACAGAUGAGGAAGUGAAAGACCAUUUACGUCAGAACCUGCACCUUCGAGAUAGGUCAGAUGACCUCACGGUGCAGUGGCAGCUCAACCUGUACAAGGAUGUGGUGGUGAAGAACCUGAACCCAGUGGACCCCGAGCACACAGUGGAAUGAGUGCAAAGCAUUUCCGCUGCCGUCCUCCACCUGGAGCAGGUGGAGCAGCCUCUGCGGACCAAGAAGUGUGUGUGGCAGAAGCUGCUGUCCAGGCAGCGCAAGCAUGCUGUGGUGGCCUGCUUCCGCAUGGUUCCGCUGUACAACCUGCCCAGGCAUCGAUCCAUAAACCUCUUCAUCCAGGCCUAUCAGAAGCUGUGGAUAGAGACUGAGGCUUAUUCCUUUGAGGAGGAGCUAGUACAGGACCUAGCAAAAACCCUAACUGAGAUGGAGGAGGAGGAAGAGGAAGAGGCAGAGAUACAGCCUGAUCCUCUUCAUCAGCUCAUUCUUCACUUCAGUCACAACGCACUCACAGAGAGAAGUUUCCUGGAAGAAGAUCCAUUGUAUAUUGCAUAUGCAGACAUGAUGGCAAAGAGCUGCGCAGAAGAUGAAGAGGAACAGGUGGAGGAAGGGAAAGCGAAGACCUUUGAAGAGAAGGAGAUGGAGAAGCAGAAGACUCUGUACCAGCAGGCCAGACUGCAUGACCGCGGGGCGGCCAAGAUGGUACUGCAGAUGAUCAGUGCCAGCAAAGGUCGGCUAGGGCCCAUGGUGACAUACAGCCUCAAACUGGGCAUCUCUAUCCUGAAUGGAGGCAAUGUGCUUGUCCAGCAGAAAAUGCUGGAUUACCUGAAAGAAAAGAGGGAUGCUGGUUUUUCCAAGAGUUUAUCUGGACUCAUUCAGUCGUGCAGUGUCCUGGACUUGAAUGCAUUUGAGAGGCAGAAUAAAGCGGAAGGUCUGGGGAUGGUGACGGAGGAGGGAUCAGUCAAUGUGAGCGAGCAGGGCUCAAAGGUACUGCAGAAUGAUGAGUUCAAUAAGGACCUCUUUAGAUUCCUGCAGCUUCUUUGUGAAGGCCACAACAGCGAUUUCCAAAACUUCCUGCGGACUCAAACAGGAAACACCACUACAGUCAACAUCAUCAUCAGUACUGUGGAUUACUUACUUCGUCUGCAGGAGUCUAUAAGUGAUUUCUACUGGUACUACUCUGGGAAGGAGGUCAUGGAUGAAACUGGCCAGCGGAACUUCUCCAAGGCACUGGCUGUAGCCAAGCAGAUAUUCAACUCUCUCACAGAGUAUAUCCAGGGACCCUGUAUUGGGAAUCAGCAGAGCUUGGCACACAGCAGGCUAUGGGAUGCAGUGGUGGGAUUUCUACAUGUUUUUGCCAAUAUGCAGAUGAAGCUUUCACAGGACUCCAGUCAGAUUGAGCUCCUGAAGGAGCUGAUGGACCUGCAGCAAGACAUGAUUGUGAUGAUGCUGUCCUUGCUGGAGGGGAAUGUGGUGAAUGGAACAAUUGGCAAGCAAAUGGUGGACACUCUGGUGGAGUCAUCCAGCAAUGUGGAGAUGAUCCUCAAGUUCGUCGACAUGUUCCUCAAACUGAAGGACCUGACCACCUCAGACAACUUCAAGGAGUAUGACCCCGACAGCAAGGGGGUCAUCUCCAAGAAGGAUUUCCAAAAGUCUAUGGAGAACCAGAAGGAGUACACUCAAUCUGAGAUCGAGUUCCUGCUUUCCUGUGCGGAGGCUGACGAAAACGACAUGUUCAACUACAAAGAGUUUGUGAAGUGCUUCCAUGAGCCCGCCAAGGAUAUCGGCUUCAAUGUGGCUGUGCUGCUCACGAACCUAUCAGAGCAUAUGCCCCACGACUCAAGGCUGUGCACCUUCCUGGACCUGGCUGAGAGCCUGCUCACCUACUUCCAGCCCUACCUGGGCCGCAUUGAGAUCAUGGGUGGCGCCAAGCGGAUCGAGAGGGUCUACUUUGAGAUCACCGAGUCUAGUAGGGCCCAGUGGGAGAAGCCCCAGGUCAAGGAGUCCAAGCGACAGUUCAUCUUUGAUGUGGUCAACGAGGGCGGCGAGAGCGAAAAGAUGGAGCUUUUUGUCAACUUCUGCGAGGAUACCAUCUUUGAGAUGCAGCUGGCUUCCCAGAUCUCUGACCCCAACACAGUGGCGCGGCCAGAGGAGGACGAGGAGACGCACAACACCCUGGAGGAGCUGGCGGAAGAGGAGGAGAGGAGCACACUAGAGUCCUCCUCUGCCUUUACCAUCACCUGUUUCUCCAUGAAGAAGAGCCUGUUUAAUUUCCACCAACACCUGACACUCAGGAGUCUGUACAUGUGCUACAAGAUGUUCAAGAAGCUGAGCAUUUUGGAGAUGAUCAAGGGCUUCUUUUCCUUCUUCUGGGUGCUGUUCACCGGGUUUUUCCGAUGCAUAUACAACCUGGUCUUCAGCUUCUUUCACGUCCUCUGGUCCUCCAUGUUCGGAGGUGGUCUAGUAGAGGGGGCCAAGAACAUGAAGGUGACAGACAUCCUGGGCAACAUGCCUGACCCCUCUCAGUUUGGGAUCCAUGGCGACACACUUGACUCAGAGAAACUGGAAAUGAGUGAGUCCUCAGUGGUGGCAGACCUGGCGCAGCUGACUUCGGGGGACAAGGCAGAGGUGGAGCUGAUGUCUGAGCUGAUGACCCCCAUGCCCAAAAAGGAGGGGAAGCACGGGCUGGAGCCAGGGCUCGGGGAUGUCACCGAGGUCUUGGUAGGGGAGGCUCACCUCACCUCCAACACUAAUGGGGUUGUCAAGAAGAAAAAAAAACAGAAUGGUGGCACACCAGAGGAGGACCCCAGAGCAGAGCUUGAGAAGGCAGACACAGACAAUGGAGAGAAGAAGGACAAGGUCAAGGAGGAGGAGGAAGCUCCAGAGAAUGUAGCAGAGGAGGAGAGGAAGGCCCCAAAUGCCAAGCAUGGCAAAAAGAAGGAGGAGCCUCCAGCAUUCACGGCCACCUUCUUUGCAGGAGUUGAGGUCUACCAGACAAAGAUGCUGAACUGCCUGGCCCGAAACUUCUAUAAUCUGCGAUUCCUGGCCUUGUUCGUGGCUUUCGCCAUCAACUUUAUCCUGCUCUUCUACAAGGUGACUGGUGAUGACUUAGAGGAAGAGGAAGACUCUUGGGAUGGCGAUGAUGAGGAAGAAGAUGAGGGUGAAGAGUAUUUUGUAUUGCAGGAAAACACAGGCUAUAUGGUGCCCACUCUGCGCCUCCUGGCCAUUCUGCACACGCUCAUCUCCUUCCUAUGCGUGGUGGGAUAUUACUGCCUAAAGGUACCUCUAGUGGUGUUUAAGCGUGAGAAGGAGAUUGGCCGGAAGCUAGAGUUUGAUGGCCUUUAUAUCACAGAGCAGCCUUCUGAUGAUGAUAUUAAAGGACAGUGGGAUAGGCUGGUCGUCAACACCCCGUCCUUCCCCAAUAACUACUGGGAUAAAUUUGUGAAGCGCAAGGUCAUUAAUAAGUAUGGGGAUCUGUAUGGAGCUGAGCGCAUAGCAGAACUGCUGGGUCUGGAUCCCAAUGCUCUGGACUUCAACCCCACAGAGGAGAUGGUGGUGAGGGAAGCCUCUCUGGUAUCCUGGCUGAGCUCUAUUGACACCAAAUACCUGAUCUGGAAAAUGGGUGUGGUGUUAACUGACAAUUCCUUCCUGUACCUGAUCUGGUACACCACUAUGUCCAUCCUGGGACACUACAACAACUUCUUCUUUGCUGCCCACUUGCUUGACAUCGCCAUGGGUUUUAAGACCCUCAGGACCAUUCUGUCCUCCGUCACCCACAAUGGCAAACAGCUGGUGCUGACCGUGGGGCUGCUGGCUGUGGUUGUGUAUCUCUACACUGUGUUGGCCUUCAACUUCUUCCGCAAGUUUUACAACAAGAGUGAGGAUGAGGAUGAGCCAGACAUGAAAUGCAAUGACAUGAUGACUUGCUACCUCUUCCAUAUGUACGUGGGCGUGCGAGCCGGGGGAGGCAUUGGUGACGAGAUUGAGGACCCAGCAGGGGACCCUUAUGAGCUGUACCGCAUCCUCUUUGAUAUUACCUUCUUCUUCUAG
Megalops cyprinoides (Indo-Pacific tarpon) is the source of this 14230-nucleotide messenger RNA. Its product is annotated as ryanodine receptor 3-like. The record is from RefSeq and is a predicted model, not a curated record. Gene Ontology annotation, biological process: calcium ion transmembrane transport; intracellular calcium ion homeostasis. Gene Ontology annotation, molecular function: protein binding; calcium ion binding; ryanodine-sensitive calcium-release channel activity. Lineage: Eukaryota; Metazoa; Chordata; Actinopteri; Elopiformes; Megalopidae. Gene Ontology annotation, cellular component: smooth endoplasmic reticulum; sarcoplasmic reticulum membrane; calcium channel complex.